This is a messenger RNA of Thamnophis sirtalis, 462 nucleotides long. The record is from RefSeq and is a predicted model, not a curated record. Lineage: Eukaryota; Metazoa; Chordata; Lepidosauria; Squamata; Natricidae.
AAGAAACCGGAAGUCCCCAAAUUGUCCAAGAAGAAACUGAGGCGGAUGAACCGUUUUGCUGUGGCUGAGCUGAAGCAGCUGGUGGCCCGCCCCGAUGUGGUGGAGAUGCACGAUGUGACGGCGCAGGACCCCAAGCUGCUUGUCCACUUGAAGGCCACCCGCAACUCGGUCCCCGUGCCCCGCCACUGGUGUUUCAAGCGCAAAUAUCUCCAGGGGAAGAGAGGCAUCGAGAAGCCGCCGUUUGAGCUGCCGGAAUUCAUUAAGCGCACCGGGAUCCAAGAGAUGCGGGAAGCCCUGCAGGAAAAGGUGUGGAAGGAAGCUUUGUUGUGUAGCAUAGAGGAUGUGGUGGAAUGUAGUCCAGAUUCCCAAGAGGCUGGAAGUACAUCCCAAGGAAAAAAAGAUAGCUGGGAGGAAGAGUAUCAGGCGAACUCCUCCCUAGAAGUUCUCAGAGUAAAUCUUUGA